This is a messenger RNA of Phlebotomus papatasi, 3544 nucleotides long. RefSeq names its product E3 ubiquitin-protein ligase mind-bomb (gene mib1). Gene Ontology annotation, biological process: protein ubiquitination. The transcript is spliced from 7 exons. The record is from RefSeq and is a predicted model, not a curated record. Gene Ontology annotation, cellular component: cytoplasm. Bases 122 to 3316 code for a protein of 1064 amino acids. Gene Ontology annotation, molecular function: ubiquitin-protein transferase activity; zinc ion binding; protein binding. NCBI's taxonomy places the organism in Eukaryota, Metazoa, Arthropoda, Insecta, Diptera, Psychodidae.
GGACGAUACGCAAAACACUAUAACGUCAGUGUUCCAGUGACAUUCCUUCACUUUGCUUUGCGUGUUUCUUUUGGAUUUUGUGCAAAAAAUAUCACUAAAAUUGUGUUUCCGAUCAUUUAAAAUGGCCUGCACAUCCUCCGGUGCAACUGGCGAAGCAAAACCCCCAAGCGGUGCGGUUCCACCACGGACGGGCAACGUUCGUCUGGAGGGAAUCGGAAGCCGUGUAAUCAGAGGCCCGGACUGGAAGUGGGCCAAGCAGGAUGGUGGUGAAGGUCACUGUGGAACAGUGAGAAACUUUGAGUCAUCCGAGGAAGUGGUUGUUGUGUGGGACAAUGGAACAGCAGCCAAUUAUCGUUGCGCUGGAGCUUACGAUCUGAGGGUGCUGGACAGUGCUCCGACAAAAAUUAAGCACGAGGGCACGAUGUGUGACACGUGCCGUCAGCAGCCAAUCUUUGGCAUUCGCUGGAAGUGUGCCGAAUGCGCCAACUACGACCUUUGCUCCAUUUGCUACCACGGAGACAAGCACCAUUUGCGUCAUCGUUUCUAUCGCAUUUCGACACCGGGUGGUGAUCGAACUCUGCUGGAACCGAGGCGUAAAUCCAAGAAAAUUGCUGUUAGAGGCAUUUUUCCGGGUGCUCGAGUUGUGCGCGGAGUAGAUUGGCAGUGGGAGGAUCAGGAUGGUGGUAAUGGGCGUAGGGGGAAGGUGAAUGAGAUUCAGGACUGGUCAGCUGCAUCACCAAGAUCAGCUGCCUAUGUUGUCUGGGACAAUGGGGCAAAGAAUCUCUAUCGGGUGGGUUUCGAGGGAAUGGCUGACCUCAAAGUAGUGAAUGAUGCCAAAGGGACAACAGUGUACAGAGAUCAUUUGCCACUGUUGGGUGAAAAUGGACCUGGAAAGGGUCCAAAUGGAUUUCAUAUUGGAGACCAAGUAUCUGUGGAUCUUGAACUGGAAAUUGUUCAGUCCCUUCAACAUGGACACGGUGGCUGGACUGAUGGGAUGUUUGAGUGUCUUAAUAAUCCAGGAACUGUUGUGGGCAUUGAUGAAGAUCAUGAUAUCGUUGUUGCGUAUCCGAGUGCCAAUCGUUGGACUUUCAAUCCAGCUGUUCUCACAAAAAUCGCUUCGCCAGCUUCGUCUUCGGGCGAAGGAUCAUCACAGCAAUUUGCAGUGGGUGACUUUGUGAAGAUCUGCAGUGAUUUGGAGCGCAUGAAGAGCCUUCAGCGCGGCCAUGGCGAAUGGGCUGAUGCGAUGAUUCCCACACUUGGCAAAGUUGGACGUGUUCAGCAAGUUUACCAUGAUAAUGACUUAAAGGUGGAAGUUGGAAGGACUUCAUGGACUUACAAUCCUUUGGCACUGACAAAAGUGGCAUCAGCAUCCGAUGGAACAGUUCCAGUGACUUCCAGUGGAGAGCGUUUGUCUGCAAUCUUGAAGAAACUCUUUGAGCCUCAUGUUUCUGGUGAUGCAACUGAGGAAUUGGUCAAGGCAGCGGCCAAUGGGGAUCACUUGAAGUGCGAAGAGUUCCUUACUGGAUGUGCUCAGGAUGGUGCAGGAGCUUCAAAUACAACCACUGCCAAUGUCAAUGGUGUAUUUGCUGGACACACAGCUCUACAAGCAGCCAGUCAAAAUGGCCACCUAGAGGUGAUUCAGGUGCUUCUGAAACACAGUGCUGAUGUGGAAAUUGAGGAUAAGGAUGGUGAUCGUGCUGUUCAUCAUGCUGCCUUUGGGGAUGAACCGGGUGUCGUAGAGUUGCUGGCAAAGGCUGGUGCUGAUCUCAAUGCACGCAACAAACGCCGACAAACGGCUCUUCAUAUUGCGAUCAAUAAGGGACACUUGAAUGUGGUGAAAACCCUGCUUGAGCUCAAUUGUCACACGAGUCUUCAGGAUUCUGAGGGUGAUACACCCCUACAUGAUGCAAUCUCAAAGGAGCAGGACGAAAUGCUGUCUCUGCUUUUGGACUUUGGUGCCGAUAUCACUCUAACGAACAACAAUGGCUUCAAUGCACUGCACCAUGCAGCACUUAAGGGCAAUCCGAGUGCAAUGAAAAUUCUUCUGUCAAAGACAAAUCGUCCAUGGAUUGUGGAGGAGAAGAAGGAUGAUGGAUACACGGCUUUGCACUUGGCAGCACUCAAUAAUCACGGAGAAAUUGCAGAUUUGCUGGUUCAUAUGGGAAAAGCAAAUAUGGACAAACAAAAUGUGAAUUUGCAGACGGCACUUCAUCUUGCAGUUGAGCGCCAGCACGUUCAAAUUGUAAAACUUUUGGUGCGCGAGGGUGCCAAUUUGAAUAUUCCGGAUAAAGAUGGUGAUACACCACUUCAUGAAGCACUCCGACACCAUACACUAUCUCAGUUGCGCCAACUGCAGGAUGUAGAAGGAUUUGGAAAACUUCUCAUGGGUUUGAGAAACCAUACGGACAAGAAAGCAUCUGCUUCUAUUGCGUGCUUUUUAGCUGCAAAUGGAGCGGAUUUGACAAUAAAGAAUCGCAAACUGCAGACACCACUCGAUCUCUGUCCAGAUCCGAAUCUCUGCAAGACUCUGGUCAAAUGUUACAAUGAACGUAAGACAGAUGAUAUGGAUUUGCCUGGGAAUAUGGCUGGAAAUAAUGUGAAUACGGCUCCUGCGGCAACUGUUCAACCAUCUGAGCCAGUGACCAGUGCUCCGUUGGAUGAGUGUGUGGUGUGUUCUGAACAGAAGAGAGAUACGGUGUUCAAACCUUGCGGUCACGUCUGCUGCUGCGACAACUGUUCAAUGCGCGUGAAAAAGUGUUUGAUCUGCCGUGAAACUGUCUCAUCGCGUGAAAAGAUUGAUGAAUGUCUGGUGUGUUCCGAUCGCCGGGCUUCGGUGUUCUUCAAACCGUGCGGUCAUAUGGUUGCAUGUGAAAAUUGUGGUCCGAUAAUGAAGAAAUGCGUCGAGUGUCGUACGCAGAUUGAGCAAAUGGUACCACUUGUUGUUUGCUGCGGUGGGCAGGGGACAAUCUCAAAAGUUUCAAUGAGUCUGGAUGAUAAAAAGGACCCAGUUGCACCGCAGGGUGUCAAUAAGGCUGGACAGGGUGUGUCGAUGAAUAACGCUGCGGGAGUCUCAGUGGCUGCAAUUACGGCCCAAAUGGCCAAUGCCAAUAUCAACAACAUCCAAUUGGAUGAUGUGCAGAAGCUUCAGCAGCAACUUCAAGAUAUCAAGGAACAAACCAUGUGUCCAGUAUGUUUUGACCGCAUCAAGAAUAUGGUUUUCCUCUGCGGCCAUGGGACAUGUCAAAUGUGUGGGGAUCAAAUUGAGGGAUGUCCGAUUUGUCGGAAAACUGUUGAGAAGAGGAUUCUCCUAUUUUAAGGUAUGCCACACACGCAUAUAUGGUAUUAAAUUGUAUGUUGCCGUUGAGUUCAUAUAACCCCAACCUCAUUGUUUAUUUAAAAGUUAUAUUCAGCUGAGAUUAGAUGGUAGUGUUAUAAAAUGUAAGAGUCUUUUUUCUGCGAAGAGGAAAUGAACCAUGUGGGUGAUGUAAGGAAAAGGGGGGAGUGAUGGAAAAAAAAGGCAAUAUAGAGCUGAUAGAAAGCCAAA